Messenger RNA from Toxoplasma gondii ME49, 6388 nucleotides. RefSeq names its product SWI2/SNF2-containing protein RAD26 (gene RAD26). NCBI's taxonomy places the organism in Eukaryota, Apicomplexa, Conoidasida, Eucoccidiorida, Sarcocystidae. Gene Ontology annotation, cellular component: nucleus. The record is from RefSeq and is a predicted model, not a curated record. The transcript has 18 exons. Bases 613 to 5373 code for a protein of 1586 amino acids. Gene Ontology annotation, molecular function: ATP binding; ATP-dependent chromatin remodeler activity. Gene Ontology annotation, biological process: transcription-coupled nucleotide-excision repair.
CGAGUCCUUCUUGUCUGCGACUUUGAAGCGAAAUCUCCAUUUCUGUAGUAAAUGAAUAGGAUGCAGCUCGUCACAGUGGUUCGCCUAUUUCUUUGUGUACUCAGUGCGUUUCAUUUAUUCCCGAAAAUGUCUUCCAAAGGCAGCGUCACCCAGGACGUCCAUCCAAGCGCGUCUGUUCUCUUGGAUUUCUCGUCGUUCAGAAGCCGAUUUUCUUCUAAGAACCACUGAACCACAUUUCCAUUCUGCCAGCCGCAUACACGUAGUGUGACUGACUCUUUUCCUUCCAAAAGGAGAGCUGAUGCACCCUGUUUACGUCUCGAACCAGGGAGGCCGCUAUCCGGCAGGUUUCUGCAGCAUCUGUCAAACGCUCCCGGUGUACAUCCAUCCCAAUGACGGUUACUGUUUAGCUACUCAGAUUGCCCGACAGGCAAAGGCAACAGCUGUCUCAGUGUCACAACCGUCAAAUGACGCUUUUGCUGGUUUUUCCCCUGUUGUUCUUCAUGCGUCCUUGUGCCCUGUGGCGCCGUCCACUCCGGUCUCGCGUGCCGAUUAUUGUUUUCCGCGUAAGAAAAACUUAUCUUGCACGUCGUGUUUCUCCCGCUAGAGUCGCAAAUGGCACCAGCAAAUGACACGAGCGCCAGCAAACAAAGUGACUCGCUCGACUCUGGAAGAACCACUUCAGCCGUCGAUGCAGUACACGAAAGUAGGGAGGCCGACCGAGGUUCUGCUGAGGCAGCCAGUCUCUCAGGUCUCAGCAGUGAGCGUCGUUUUCCAAGCACAUGGUCAAGCCCACAAGAUGGUCCCGACCUGGGCGGCGAUGCGUCGAGUUCGCACGCAUCGUGUGUUGUCGGAGGCUUUUCAAAACAACAUGACAGCUAUUCAGGGCCGUCUCCGAAUUCGGAGGAGUGCCAGAAUGCAAAUAUCCAUGCUGUGGACGGCAGCAGUGGAGGCCGAGAAGGCGGCGCCCUGAGGCUUUCUACUCUUGGUGAAGAUGUCUUUCCACAGGCUAAAGAUCCUGCGGGGUCCGAUUUGUCGAAAGACAGGAACAACUGUUCUCUUGGUGCACCAUGCAGCGCACUUGAGUCUCUCGCUAACGAGGCUGGAAGUGGACUCGACUCGUCUCUCUCCUCGUCUUUUCUGCAGCGCUUAGGCGUACGUGCGGUUUCUGCCUCAGCAGUAGAAGAACGCGUUCAAGAGGAACUUCAGCAACAGGAAGAAACGCUGAAGAAGCAGAGACAGAGACAUCGAUCGUCGGCGUCCUCCUCCUCCUCUAGUUCCUCGACAGCCCUGCCGUCUUGUCAAGAGGCAGCCGGUCGGUCUAAAGCGCCUUCGGUCCGACAACCGCCUUCGGGAGGCCUCCGGCCUUCCGAGAAGCAGGCGUUUUUCGGAGACGAGAAAGGGGGAACGGAGGGACAGAGCGCCACACGUUCUCCAGGCUAUGGGGUGGAAGAUCACAGCGGCACUGGCUUCGAUGCGCUCGUAAGAGGAUUCGCCUCUCGGCUGGAUCCAGCUGUCGGAGAAAAGGAGACACGGGAGAGAGGCGGAGCGACAAAUGCCGAGCAGGCGUUUUCGCGGAAACACGAAUUUUCUGCUCGGCAAACUCGCGCGGCAGACGCACUGCGACUGACAACACAAGAUUCCGGCUCGGAAGGCCGAUUCCGUGAAGCAUCACGACACGAAGACCAACAGAGCUGUAGAGCACCCGAGGAAGACGAACAAGAGAAAGACAGGGAACACCCAGGGGCGCUGCAUCGCUUUCCGUCCCCCGAGCGACCUGACGAGGGAGGGCUCCAUGGAGUAGGACGCGAAAAGGAGCGAAUGGUGUUUCUCAGAGGCGAAGACGACGAAGAAGAUGAAGAAGAUGGAGAUGAAGAGGAACUUGAGGAGGAUGAGUGCUGGACGCCGGAGAUGCAGAGAACAAAGCAGUAUCGAGGGGGUAAGAAAAGUCGCGCCGAUCUACAGGCGAGUGAAACGCCGUCACUCCCGCCCACUGGUCGUGCUGAUCUGAAAAGGAAACGAGGAAAGAUUUCUGAGCUCUCCCCUAGUAGCGAAGCUGCAGUCCGUAGCGUACCUCCAAGCCGUUCCCGCCAUGUCUCACCUGCUACCGGGGAUGGCGCCGUGAAGAGACAUCUCGACGUCCGAAAAGCGAGGAAAGAAGCAGGCACAAAUGACACUUCCAGGAGACAGAGGACAACUUCGCCUGAUCUCUCAUCUGAAGAAGAAUCGGCGUACAGCCCCGAAGAGAUGCCUUCUUCCGCUUCUUCUGUGUCUUCUGACGGCGAAUGCAAGUCAUCACGGUCAGCGCGAGGGGACACCGUCGCCUCCCGGUCUCCGUCGGAGGCGCGUCUUUGCGACCCGCCUCGCCAGCGACUACCGAGUCACACACCGCCUUCUCAGGCUUCCUCUGGACGUCUGGACAAAACGUCGGUGGACGACUCGUCUCUUACAGUGUAUCGUCGUCGCGUGACUCUGUUCGAAAAGAACGCGCGACAAAGCAGCGACUCAGCCUUCGGCGAAGAGGUCCUUGUUUCUGCCGAGGCGGACGAGAGGAGAGAGCAGGGUGAGGGAGACGAAGGCCGCGGAGAAGCCUCUUCCGAGUCUCCCCAGACCUUCCUCAGAGUGCCGAAAUUCAUCUGGGAGAACCUGUAUCCGCACCAGCAGACAGGGGUUCGCUGGCUGUGGCAACUGCUCAAGCAAGGUGUGGGCGGAAUUGUCGGGGACGAGAUGGGUCUCGGCAAAACGAUCCAGGCUGUCGCCUUUCUGGCUGCUCUGCACCACUCUGGCGUCUUGCAGGACUUGUGGGAGUUCCAGCGUCAAGCAGUCGCCCGAGCUGCGAUGUCGUCGAUGCCGCGCGGCGCGGCUGCUGCUGGAUCUUCUCGGCUCUUGCGAAAAAAAGGGGGAGACGGAGGAGUUCUCGUUGUUUGUCCGGCAACGGUUCUCCACCAGUGGGCGAAGGAGUUUCAUCUUUGGUACCCACCACUGCGCGUCUGCGUCUUCCACCAAAAGAGUAUUGAUCGUCUGGAAGAAGCAGCGCGGGCAGCUGAGGAGAGCAACGGCAUUCUUCUGACAACUUACGAGACGUUUCGAAUGCAUCUCCGACUUCUCCUGCGAUACGUCUGGAAGAUGGCCAUUUUGGAUGAAGGACAGAAAAUACGGAAUCCGCAUGCGGCAAUUACCCUCGCCGUUAAACAACUGCCGACUCCGCAUCGUUUGAUUCUCUCCGCGACGCCGAUUCAGAACAACUUGCAGGAAUUCUGGUCGCUUCUGGAUUUCGCUGCGCCUGGGCGCCUCGGCACACUGCCUGUCUUCCUCGAGCAAAUUGCAGAACCGAUCACAAUGGGAGGGUACGCAAACGCUUCCCGGGAGAGCGUGGAGGCCGCGUACCGCUGUGCGUGUCUUCUGCGUAAAGUUGCACUGCCUCUGAUUCUUAGACGAUCCAAGAAAGAAAUGCAAGAAUUUCUGCGUCUCCCAAACAAAGCUGAAGAGGUACUCUUGUGCAACAUGACUGCGGAGCAGUACGCCCUGUACGUGGACUUUCUCGCCGUACAGAAGGCGCGCUUUUCUCGACACCACUAUCACCCAAACGAUGCGUUUUCCUCUCCCUUUGAGGCUUCUGAAGAGACGCUGGAGAAACGCGACAGAUGCCGCAUGCUCUUCACUCUGUCCGUGCUGAGAAAAAUUGCCAAUCACCCUGACCUGCUUCUGGUCCACAACGAGGUCCGCCCCGAGGACUACGGAAAUCCAGAGAGGUCUGGAAAACUGAUCGUCUUGCGAGAAGUCCUUCGCGUCUGGAAGGCCGAGGGCCGGCGCGUUCUCCUCUUUGCUCAAACAGUUCAAAUGCUCGACAUUCUCCAGCGUUUCCUCGAAACCUGCGACCCCUCAGUGCCUUCGUCUUCUUCCUCGGCGCCUUCUUCGACACUCGGCGGAAAAAAAGGAUUCUCGUUUUUGCGCUUGGACGGCGGAGUUCCGGUCGCCAGUCGACAUGCAAUAGUGGACAGCUUCCAAAGAGACUCGUCCAUCUUUGCGCUGCUUCUCACGACGCGCGUCGGCGGCGUCGGCCUCAAUCUCACCGCAGCAGAUCGAGUUGUGAUUUUCGACCCAGAUUGGAAUCCGAUGACUGACAUGCAGGCUCGAGAGCGCAGCUGGCGAAUUGGCCAGAGCAAAGACGUCUGCAUUUACCGGCUGCUGACCUCGGGGAGCGUGGAAGAGAAAGUGUACCACCGACAAGUCUUCAAGUUCUUCUUGAGUCAGAAGGUCCUGCAGGACCCGCGGCAGCGAAAGUUUUUCAAGCGCAAUGACCUGCAGGAAAUGCUGGAGCCGCCUCCACCUCCGCCAGGAUACUCCGCGAGCUCUGCGCCAGGCGUCGGUGCCUGCGUGUCUUCGAAGUAUCGCGACUGGCUGCGCGGCGGGAUCCGGUGGGAGCGGCGAGCUGCGGAGAAGGCCUUCAAGGGCGGUCGGAGCGAGGAGACAGUGGAGACAGGCACGAGGAAAGUGUGGGGUGACCAGCCGGAGGUGGAGGACGAGACCUGGCAGGCCUUCCAGCGCGCAGCAGCCGAGGCCGGCACCGACGGCAACCUGGGCGAAGAGCUGGCUCGUGAAAACAACCUCAUUUUGAAGACGUUGCUCGACGCUCAAGGCAUCAAGACAUCCCUGACGCAAGACGACUUAGAACGACCUCUUCUGGACGCUUCCAUCGUCGAUCGCCAGAGUCGCGACAUUGCGAAGGCGGCGAUGCAGGCGCUGCGCAACUCGCAGCUGGAGCGCAUGUCUCACGGCAUCGACGUUCCAACGUGGACGGGGAAAUGCGGACGCGCUGGCAUUCCCGCCGCAGCGGCCAGACGAUCGAACGCUUCACGAUCUGCUUCUUCCUCGACUUCUGCGUCUCUCUGCUCCCUCUCUUCUCCGUCCUCCGGUGUUGCUGCGUCCAUUCUCGCUGGCCUGCGGAAGCUUCAGCGUUCGUUGAGAGCAUCCAGAGAGCCUUCGCUCGACAGCCGGGCCGCGUCACUUUCGCAAGACCGAGACGACCGAGGAAGCAAAAGUAGAGAAGGAGCCAGAACCGGAGAGAGAGACGAAACUGUCUCCCUCACAUUUGAGGAGAAGAAACUGGCUGAGGAAAUUCUUCACUUUUUUCUCUCGCGGCCAGAAAGCGACUUUGCUGUCACCACUGGAGAGCUGUUGGAGGCGUUCGCGCCGCGGAUCCCGAGUAUGCAGCGAGAGAAAACGUCUUCUGACAAGACGUUUGGGGAAGAGAUAACAACGGGGAUGAAAGAUGAAAGGAGAGCAAGACGAGGGAGGAAGGGAGGACGAGAAGAAUUGACAGAACAGCAUCUGGAAAGACAGUGUGUCGAAUCGAGGGGAACCACGAGAGCAUAGGCACAAACGAGGAACAGGAGAGAGUGAGGGAGGAGCACAGACGCGGAUGUUAGGAAGAGCAGGUGGAAAAACAGGCGAGAAAAACUAGGCGCGAAGGCUUGGGAGGGGGGUCUCUGUGUCCGAGAGUCGUUUUCUGCCGUUGUCAGCCGUCUUUGAAGAAGUGACAAGUCGAGAAAAAGCAGGAGACUCGCACGCAACAUUCGCAUCCUGUGAUUGGACUUAUGUUUUCGAGCAGCGUUUCGCCGAAAAGUUUUCCGCGCCAUGCUCAAGGAGCUUUGCGAAAUGGUGAAAAGCCAUGACGCAGCUCACCAGCCGAGCUACUGGAUCCUGAAGCCUGAGUUCCGUCCUGAGAUCUGAAGACGCGACUUCGUCGACUUUCUUCUCGACUUUCUUGCUUCGUCUCCGUCCCCGGUGUCUGUCGCUGUUCCACGAGUCUCUUCUCUUGCUUCCCUGUCGUCGUCGUCCCCGCCUUUCGUCUUCCUCUCCUUUCCGCCUCAGUUCUUCUCUCUUCUGUGUCUCCACCUGCUUCUCCCGCCUUGUUCUUUCUCGCGAAAUACUUCGACCAGCGAAGCGACCGGCGAUGAGCUGAGGAGCAGCGCUGCGGUGGACGCCUCUCUGUGGACCGCGUCGUCUUCUCAACGUACUGUCAGUGACUUCGCUGCACUUGGCGUGAGCCGCCUCGCGCAACAGUCGUGCAUUGCCUGCAUGCAGAGAGAAACUUGUGACUGAAGGCCGCAACGAAAAAGACUGCGACAGAAGAGAAGAACAUCUUUCGUAGUCUUCGCGCGCUACUUUAGGUUCCGUCCUUUCAGCGACGUUUGGCUCGAGGCAUACGUCCAACUUCAGCUGGCCAGUCUACUUCAGACGCACCCAAUGACGGACGCAUGACAGAGAGAUGUGAAAGACCUUCGCCGAAGACCCCCGCGUCUUCUCAUUUGAAGGAACGCAGAACAAAAACAGCCAAGAACCACACACGCGCAAUAACUCCUCAUAUGCGCGAAUGUAAAUCGACACA